Messenger RNA from Phoenix dactylifera (date palm), 2852 nucleotides. Its product is annotated as deneddylase. Lineage: Eukaryota; Viridiplantae; Streptophyta; Magnoliopsida; Arecales; Arecaceae. The record is from RefSeq and is a predicted model, not a curated record.
GCCUGAGACCUUUUCUACGGGUAAUGGGGUUCCUGUCAAUUGUUUUUGCUACCAUCCAUGAUCAAACCGAGAACCUCUUCUAGGAAAACUUGUGUCAAAUCAGUGAGACAGACUGUUAUUGACAGUUGGGUAUUAUGUCUUAGUUUUCUUUGAAAGAGUCGCAGUAGACAGCUUUACAUGAUGCAGAGAAAUUCCAGUGCGAUUCAUCAUGAUUUGAUGCAAUUAAAAUCUAAUGGAGCACUAGUUUGGAUCUAAUACGGCUACUUCUUAAAAUGUUUCAGGGCUAUACAAUCUUCUAUCUGGUCCAUUUCAAUCUUGAGAAUAAAACCACCGAAUGAUUCACCGGCCAUUUACUCAAAACCACAUGUUUCCUGUUACUGUUAGCGUUUGCAUGCAGAGAUUAAUUUAUCCGUCAGUCCAAACUACGACUCUAGCGUAAAAAAGAAAGAAGAAAGCGAAAAGAAAAAGAAAAAGAAAAAGAAAAAAGAAAAAGAAAAAGAACAUGGUUUUUUGAAACCCAAACCCCAUUAAAUAAAACCUUAACCCCUUCUCGCACCCAAUUCCGCGCCCAUGUUGCUCCCCUCCCUCCAAUCUCCUCCUCCUCCUCUCCGCCGCCCCUCCUUUCCCUACCUCCAUCCAUCCCCCUCCCUCUCCCGAAACCCUGCCGUUCUUUCUCCUCGAACCCUCAUCACCCGCCGGCCGCUCUUCUUUCGCCUCCGCAGCCGUCCUCCCGCUGCCCUUCCCGCUACCGACCAGGAGCUCCUCAAGGCCCUCGUGGGAUCGUCGGACGACGCCGUCGAUGAGGCCAGGACCCACCUCCCCGCCGUCCGGUCGUACGAGGGCGAUCUCGCUCGUCUAACCCUUGUUGGAGCCGUCAGCUAUGACCAGGCCCUCACCGCCGCCGCGGCCGAUGGCGGCGAUGCCGCCGAGGAGCACCUCUCCUCUGGGAAAUCCACCAUGGUCGUUGAGGCAGUGUACCCCGGCAGCGCCGACGAGCACAGUACGGUCUCCACCAGACUGUUUUUACCAGCUAAGAAGGUGAAAGAAAAGGCUAAGACGUUGAGGAGUAGUCUCACUGCACAUAUCCUGUCCAGCAGUCCUACUGUUUCAAAUAAUAUACUUGCUAUGACCUUUAGACAAGUUGUGUUGCAACGAUUGUGGAGUUUCCAACUCUCAUUGUUCGGCCCAGGAACCAAGAGGAACAUGAAAGAUCUCGCCAGCCCUAGAGAGGUUCCAACAGACGUUGCUGUGAGUUCAUCAGAUGAAAGAUUUCUUUCAUCUCUUGCUGAGGCCAUUUGUUCUUGCGUUCUAGAGGAUACUGAAGCAAAUUACCAUGGACGAGUGGGUGAUUUGCCGUCAAAUAGUAUAUUUGGUUGGCUUCAGAAGCCCCGACAGAACUGCUCAAUUGAUUCGUCCAUUUGUAUAAACAGAAUUUCUGAAGGUGAGAUAUUGAGAAAUGCAAGGAAACAUGUGGACAAAUUUAAUCUGGUUAAGGGGAAGUCUUUAGAUAGAGGGAGGAAAAUGAAGCAUCGUUGGUGGGCACCACCUAGUUAUUCAAGCUUGGUUAAAUAUCGAGGUCCUGGAUUCAGUGAUUGGACAAGUGAGUUCAUUCCUGCUUACAGGCUGCAAAUUAAUCAUACAUUUAAGGAUACAAAGCUGGAAGGAUGGCAGAAAUUAGCUGAUAAUAGGUGGGAAGUCCUUUUAACCCACUUCCAAAUGGUGGAACUGGCAAAUAUUCUUGACAUGUAUUAUGAAGACCGGUACACAUUACCGGACAAACAACUUUCUUAUAACUUGGUUACAAAAUCAUCAAAUGUCUCGAGGAAUAAGAGUUCUGCAUGGAAAAUGAUAUUUGUUACCUUAGCUGGUGGAUUCAUUGUUCUUUUGAUCAGUGUUCUUGCUCAAGUAUGCUGGCCUCACCUUCAAAAAUCUAGAAAAGCUUUGGAGCAAAAUACUUCCGUUUCAUUGUCUGAAACUGACUGUUGCCAUCUGCAGCUGCUUGAAGCUGCUGAGCUAGAAGCUUUGUGCGUAUCAGUUGUCAAGAAGAUCAAAGAUGCACUUGGUUGGCCUGGGGAUAUAAUGUUUGAUGCAAAUCUUGGCGCAUGGACUGGAAAACUUCCUCAUUGCUUGAGGAAUAACGAUCUCAUUUCGCAUGCCAUUUAUGGUAGUAGAGAAGAUGCUACAUAUUGUCCUGGUGAUGUACAAACCAAUGCAGAAUUAUCUACCAGUAUAUCUUCUUAUGAGACAAUUAAUGCGGAUGCUCAGUUGACUGCACAGGAUAUUGCUAGUUUUCAGGUGGUCUUGUCAGGAGAUGGAAAGAUAAUGGGGUUUCAGCCAACAAGCCGUGUAGCUGUAAAUAAUUGGGCCACCAAUCCCCUAGUAAAGGAAUUGUAUGGGGGACGAAAGCUUUCCCCUGGUCUUUUAGAGCCAACCCUUAAAAUUCCUCGUCCGCAUGAGGUUGUUCUGAUUGAGUUGUUGAUGUCAGUAACUCCGGAAUCCUCAUUUGCAUUGGCAAGGCCAAUUGAGCAAUCACGCUAAGUAAAAGUACCGUAGUUUAUGUAUAUUUUGGUGUUCAACGAUAGGCAUUAUUAAUGGCAGGAAGCUCGUGGUCGUGUCUUAAAAAAGUGGUGCCCUCUGUUAUUUGAAGUUCAAAGGGAAAAGAGGAGGAAGGAACAGCUGCUUUCGUUUAUUUUUUUCAGGGAGUCGGAUUACGGUCCUAUGCUAAUGGUUGUCCCAGUUGUAAUGAGAGUGACAAUAUUCCCAUGAAUACUCUUUGUAUGAUGGUGCACAUUUUUCUCAAUCCGAGUGAAUCUCAAUGCGAGUUCAAGUAGGAUCAGCCUUCUAUUCAUCAA